UUGACAUUGACAAUUUUAAAACAGUAGAAAAUGUUUUGGUCCUUGAAAAAUUGAUAAAAUAAUUAAAGUAUAAUGGACAACAAACCUAAUCUAAGUCAAUACUUCGGUGCUUCAGAAGUUCCACCAGCUUCACAGUUUUUCGAUGAGAUCGGGACUUCACCGUCCGAAAUGAUACAGAGUGUUUAUUUAGGUGAUAAUGAAGCAUCGACUGGUAUUCUCGGGCAAAAUAUGAGUGCUUCAUACAGUCAGCAUAAACUCACGCAGGAGGUUCCUUCUACGAAUCUCCUCCCGACUGUGAGUGGUUCUACUGCUAUCCCAGUUACGAGUCUACCUGAUCCUUCCACAUUCUUUGAUACUAUAGGGCCUGAACCGCAAAUUGGACCUGUUAAAAGUAAUCCUGUAUCGACAGCUAUAAUAACAGAAGCGUUGGAUGGAUUGAGUAUAAAGAAUCAACCAGUGGACAAAGAAGCAGACAGAAGAAGAGAUGCCUGGAUACCCAAUGAAGAAGCUAAAAAAACUUUAUUAAAGGUUUGUAUUUAA
Molecule: messenger RNA, 540 nt
Organism: Zerene cesonia (dogface butterfly)
Lineage: Eukaryota; Metazoa; Arthropoda; Insecta; Lepidoptera; Pieridae
Exons: 3
Coding region: 73-540 (155 amino acids)
Source: RefSeq, a predicted model, not a curated record